Molecule: messenger RNA, 830 nt
Organism: Salvia splendens (bonfire salvia)
Lineage: Eukaryota; Viridiplantae; Streptophyta; Magnoliopsida; Lamiales; Lamiaceae
Product: thioredoxin-like protein YLS8
Exons: 2
Coding region: 60-488 (142 amino acids)
Biological process (GO): mRNA splicing, via spliceosome
Cellular component (GO): U5 snRNP; spliceosomal complex; U4/U6 x U5 tri-snRNP complex
Source: RefSeq, a predicted model, not a curated record
AAUUUUCCCAAUUGCAAAGCUCCAGCUCAGACUACAGUCACCCCCGACCCGACUCUACGAUGUCGUAUUUGCUGCCUCACCUUCACUCCGGCUGGGCCGUCGAUCAGGCGAUCCUGGCGGAGGAGGAGCGCCUCGUCCUCAUCCGCUUCGGACACGAUUGGGACGAGACCUGCAUGCAGAUGGAUGAGGUGCUGGCUUCUGUUGCCGAAACACUAAAGAACUUUGCUGUCAUAUACCUGGUGGAUAUCACAGAGGUCCCUGAUUUCAACACAAUGUACGAGUUGUAUGACCCCUCCACCAUCAUGUUCUUCUUCAGGAACAAGCACAUUAUGAUUGACCUUGGCACUGGAAACAACAACAAGAUCAACUGGGCCAUGAAGGAUAAGCAAGAGUUCAUUGACAUCGUUGAGACUGUCUACCGUGGUGCCAGGAAGGGGCGUGGUCUAGUUAUCGCCCCCAAGGAUUACUCCACCAAAUAUCGUUAUUGAAAAAAUCAUGCUAUCCUCUGUUAUGGUACAUUUGACUUGCAAAUGAAGGUUUGCAGACGCACACCUGUUGCAAGAGACCCGUAUUCUGUUGCGUUGCAUUCGAUGUGAUUAGCUGUGAUAACACAAAUACUGUUUCUGCUAUUGCUGCUCCUUGUUCGCUGGAUUUAUCUAAAAGAUGCUACAUGCCUACAUUAGUAUUUUAUAUAAAUGGGUUUCAUUUGUAACUUGGAAGACGAGCGUCUCAAUUGGUAAGACGUGCACUAAGGUUGAAACUUGAAACUGAUAGAUCCAAUGAUCCACUUUUUAUGCCCUUCCUAAUAUCAUUUUCAUUUUUACCUACUA